This is a messenger RNA of Clupea harengus (Atlantic herring), 1892 nucleotides long. RefSeq names its product bile salt-activated lipase-like. NCBI's taxonomy places the organism in Eukaryota, Metazoa, Chordata, Actinopteri, Clupeiformes, Clupeidae. The record is from RefSeq and is a predicted model, not a curated record.
GAAAAAGCCCCUCGGUCCUACAGGUUUUACUAAUAGUUCACCAUGGCCAUGCUGGGACUUCUGUUGGCCGCAGCCCUUUGUCUGGGCUCUGCCUCUGCAGCUUCUUUGAGAACUGUGAAGACUGAAGGGGGUCUGGUCUCGGGAAAAAACUAUGGUGUUUCCGGACUCUUCCGCUACAUGGACGUCUUCAAAGGAAUCCCCUUCGCUGCUCCCCCUGGUCGCUUCGAGAAGCCAAAACCCCACCCUGGCUGGGAUGGUGUUCUGAAAGCAAGAGACUUCAGGAACAGAUGCAUCCAGCUCAACCUCAUCCAGACAGACACCCGCGGUGAUGAGGACUGUCUCUUCCUCAACAUCUGGGUACCUCAGGGAACCAAAGUUUCUACCAACCUCCCUGUCAUGGUCUGGAUCUAUGGGGGUGGCUUCCUUGUCGGUGGUUCCAUGGGGGCUAACUUCCUGAACAACUACCUGUACGAUGGGGAGGAGAUCGCCAACAGAGGCAACGUCAUUGUUGUGACACUGAACUACCGUGUCGGAGCUAUGGGCUUCCUCAGCACUGGAGACGACGGCAUCCCUGGUAACUACGGCUUGUGGGAUCAGCAUGCUGCUAUUGCCUGGGUGCACAGGAACAUCCGCGCUUUUGGUGGAGAUGCUGACAACAUCACCGUCUUCGGAGAAUCUGCUGGUGCGGCCAGUGUCAACUUCCAGCUCAUCUCUCCCAAGAACAAGGGGCUCAUCCGCAGAGGCAUCUCCCAGAGUGGUGUGGCCCUCUGCCCCUGGGCCAUCGUCAGGAACCCCAGAGAAUAUGCUGAGCUGGUUGCCACAAGGGUGCACUGUCCAACUGAUGACAAGAUGGCGGCUUGUCUGAAGAUGACUGAUGCUAGAACUCUGACUCUUGCUGGAUCUUUGGACGCGGUUGUGUCUCCAGCUUCUCCCGCUGUCAGCAAACUGGUUCUCUCUCCUGUCAUCGAUGGCGAUUUCCUGCCUGACGAGCCCGCCAACCUGUUUGUAAACGCUGCAGAGAUGGAUUACAUUAUUGGUGCCAACGACAUGGAUGGCCACCUCUUCGCUGGUCUGGAUGUGCCCUCCCUCAACCAGCCUAUUCAGCAUACACCCCUUGAGGAUUUAAAGACCCUCAUGGCUGCUCUCACCAAAGAGAAGGGACCACAAGCUGCUGACCUGGCCUUCAACGAAUACUCCCACACUUGGGGGAAGAAGCCUACAAAGGAGGAAAUAAAGAGGGCCGUUGUGGAGGUGGAGACCGACUACAUCUUUCUGGUGCCCACCCAGGCCGCUCUCUACCAGCACAGCAGUGUUGCCACGACCGGUCGUACCUACUCCUACCUGUUCUCUCAGGCCUCUAGAAAUCCCACGUUCCCCAGCUGGAUGGGGGCUGACCACGCUGAGGACUUGCAGUUUGUCUUUGGCAAGCCCUUCGCCUCCCCUCUGGCAUACUGGCCCAAGCACCGUGAUGUCUCUGGAUACAUGAUCGCCUACUGGACCAACUUUGCUAAGACAGGAGACCCUAACAAAGGUGAGAAAGUUCCUGUCACCUGGCCUACAUUUAACAAUGAGACCCACCAGUAUGUGGAUAUCAACCACAAGAUGGGCAGAAACUCUGUCAAGCAGAAGAUGAGGCUGCGCUUUGUGAACUACUGGAGCAACACUUACGCCAGCUUGCCCACCAUCUCUGAGUAGACCAGCCUAGAGUUACAUAGAGUCCAUUUCAGUAUGUCACUUCUAUGGUCUAGACAUCCUCAACUCAUAUCAUUGUGAUAAUUACAAUGGGAGGGAGUUUCAUCAAAGUUCAACUCAAAAGCAAAUCAGCUCACUGUUCACCACGCUUUUGAAGUAAAUGAAAAAGAUUGAUGCAAUAAAAACACUUAUAACUUUUA